This is a messenger RNA of Lates calcarifer (barramundi perch), 3203 nucleotides long. RefSeq names its product atrial natriuretic peptide-converting enzyme. Gene Ontology annotation, cellular component: membrane. Gene Ontology annotation, biological process: acrosome reaction; proteolysis. NCBI's taxonomy places the organism in Eukaryota, Metazoa, Chordata, Actinopteri, Centropomidae. The record is from RefSeq and is a predicted model, not a curated record. Gene Ontology annotation, molecular function: serine-type endopeptidase activity; protein binding.
GAGAGAGAGAGAGAGAGAGGUGGAGAGAGAGAGGGGGGCGGAGCCAGCGCGUCUCGUGCUCGGUUGGUUACCGGAGCAGCUCGCGGGCAGCAGACAGAGGGAUGGUCUCGCGCUCAGCGGCGGGCAGCAGCAGGUUAUGUUGUCCGCGCGGCGGGAGACCUGCCCGCGUGUCACCUUCAGCGGAGCGGGAGCUGCGACGACGCCGGCUCGACGACCCGAGAUGGGGAUGGGCGGGGAGGCGUGUCCUCACAAGCUGGGAUCCACCAAUCACCUUCGACUUCUCCUCUACAUCCUGAUUCCCACUGUGAGCCUGCUGGCCGGUCUGCUGCUGCUCGUCCUGGCCCUCACCGGUAUAAUCGGCAGCAGCCUCCUGGACUCCAGCCCUCUCCCCACCCCUGAGCCCAUCGCCGACAGCGACCCUGGUUACCAUAGCAACAGCACAAACCCCUCCCCUUCCUACGAGGCAGGAAGCGUCACGGCCUCGCCGCGAAACCACAGCAAAGGUGGCGACGAUGACGUCACGUACCUCAGCCAGAGCACACCUGCCGCGACCACCGGCGCUGCCCCGCCCUCCUCUCAGGCCACGCCCACACCGCCCUACACGACGCCUCCUGAUUGGCUGACGUCCGUGACAUCGCUGAGCACCGCCUGGCCGACGGGCGCCACCCCGGCACCUGACACAGGUGGCUGUCAGCUGAUCGUGGAGCCUCAGUGUCACAUGUUGCCCUACAAUCAAACAUGGCUGUCCUCGUCCGCCGCCGUGGUGAAGAGCUCCGAGGUCGACAUGUUGCUAAGGUUCUUCAGCUACCUCAGCAGACUCUCCUGCUACAGACACAUCAUGCUGUUCGGCUGCUCGCUCGCUCUGCCCGAGUGUGUGACCGCCGACGGCUCGCACAACAGGCGGGUCGUGCUGCCCUGUGCGUCGUUCUGCGAGGCGGCGAGGGAAGGCUGCGAGCCCGUCCUCCAGAUGUUCAACGCCUCCUGGCCUGACUUCCUGCGCUGCUCUCAGUUCAGCAACGUCAGCUCCGCCUCGCCGCCGCCAUCACCAUCACCAUCAUCAUCAUCAUCAUCAUCACCGUCAUCAUCACCGUCACCCACGGCAACAGCAGGCCCCGCCCCUGCUGCCUGUUACACUCCACGACAGAUCAAAGGGAAACCAUCUGUGUGCGGCGGGAAGGACCACUUCCUGUGCGCGACAGGGAUUUGUGUCCCACAGAAACUGGUGUGUAACGGCUACAACGACUGUGACGACUGGAGCGACGAGACACACUGCGUGUGCACAGAGGGAGAGUUUCGCUGUAACACCGGUCGGUGUCUCUCGCCCGCUCUGGUGUGUGACGGCUACGACGACUGUGGAGACCUGAGCGACGAACUCAACUGUGUGUGUGAUCUGGCUCGUGAGCAUCGCUGUGGCGACGGUCGUUGCGUGUCCAGAGACUGGUUGUGUGACGGAGACCACGACUGUCUGGACAAGACCGACGAGCUCAACUGCUCCUGUAAGAGUCAGGGUCUGUUGGAGUGCAGGAACGGUCAGUGUAUUCCUUCUGCGUUUCGCUGUGACGGGGAGGACGACUGUAAAGACGGCAGCGACGAGGAGCACUGCAGCCGAGAGCAGACUCAGGGUGUGUGUGUUCCCGGUCAGCCCAGCUGUAUCUCCACUUCCUGUCCAUCAGUGUGUGCAGGGGGAAGCGCCGCCUGUGACCCCCGAAACAACAACAACAACAACAACUGCACUCGCUGUGAGCCCAUCAGCCUGGAGCUGUGCAUGAACCUGCCCUACAACCUGACCAGUUACCCCAACUACCUGGGCCACCUGUCCCAGAGAGAGAGCUCCGUGUCCUGGGAGUCCUCGCUGUUCCCGGCCCUGGUCCAGACCGGCUGCUACCAGUACCUCAUGUUCUACGCCUGCACGCUGCUGGUUCCCAAGUGUGACCCGGUCAGUCUGCAGAGGGUCCCGCCCUGCAGGUCAUUGUGUCGUAAUGCGAAGGAGAAGUGUGAGUCGGUGCUCGGCAUUGUGGGAUUGCAGUGGCCUGAGGACUCAGACUGCAGCCAGUUUCCAGAGGAGGGUGGGAACACCACCUGCCUGCUGCCGGAGGCCGGAGUGGACGAGUGCUCCCCCAGCCACUUUAAGUGUCGGUCGGGUCGCUGCGUCCUGGCGUCCAAACGCUGCGACGGACACCUGGACUGUGACGACCACAGCGACGAGGACAACUGUGGCUGCUCUGAGCGCGCUCUGUGGGAGUGUCCCGGCAGUAAGGUGUGUAUCAAAGCCAGCAUGAUCUGUGAUGGAUUCCCAGACUGCCCCCUGCUGGCGGACGAGGCCAACUGCUCUGUGUGCAGAGAUAACGAACUCUCCUGUAACAACCAUCAGUGUGUUCACCGCACGCUGUGGUGCGACGGAAAGAAACACUGUUCAGACAGCUCUGAUGAGUGGGACUGUGUGUCUCUGGCUGAUCGAUCAGGUUCUGUAUUGACGGUGUUCAGGACGGCAGCAGAGUACCAGGUCUGUGCCGACGAGUGGAACCACGAGCUCAGCAAACUGACCUGCGACCAGCUGGGACUAGGGGUUCCCUCUUCUGUCUCCAUGGUACCGGACCAGCCGGGGGUCCCGGGCCGUCGCCGUUGGUUACACGUCCAUCCUGAGUGGAACCUGAGGAACGGUUCUGCUCUGCAGGCCCGACUGGAGAAGAGAAGUCAUGCGUGUCAUUCCAGGAGGAGAGUCUCAGUUCUUUGCACCAGAGAAGAGUGUGGCCUCCGCCCGGCGGUGGGCGUCUACCCCCACAGGAAGAAGAGGAUCCUGGGAGGGCGGGUGUCCCGGCGGGGGGCGUGGCCGUGGCAGUGCUCACUGCAGAGCGGGCAGAGCGGACACGUCUGCGGCUGCGUCCUCAUCGCCCGGAGGUGGGCUCUGACCGUCGCACACUGCUUCGAGGGGAGGGAGAGUGCGGAGCUGUGGAAGGUGGUGCUGGGUCUGAAUAACCUGGACCACCCAGGUGUUCACAGUCAGAGCCGCAGGGUGCGCUCCAUCAUCGUACACCCACGCUACAACCGGGCGGUGGUGGACUACGACAUCAGCGUGGUGCAGCUGGACUCUGAGGUGGAGGAAACGCUGUUCGUCAGACCGGUGUGUCUGCCACAGCCCGGCCAGCUGCCCUCACCUGACUCCUACUGCUACAUCACCGGCUGGGGUCACAUGGGCAACAGGA